This is a messenger RNA of Peromyscus maniculatus bairdii (prairie deer mouse), 2024 nucleotides long. The record is from RefSeq and is a predicted model, not a curated record. Lineage: Eukaryota; Metazoa; Chordata; Mammalia; Rodentia; Cricetidae.
AGCCGGGGCGGUUGAGGGCGCAUAAUUCCCGGCCGCUCUCCCCGGGAGACAGACGGCAGGGCGGGCACCUGGCUGGGUGGGGCCGAGGGGCGGUACGCACCCGGGGGGAAGCCAAUGAGAAAACCAGGCCCGGCCCGAGGGGCGGUGCUGUCGGUCACAUGCGCACCUGGGACCGCCGGCGGCGGUGGCACGGGCACCCCGAGCGGGAGGAAGGGAACGGGGCCGGGCCGGGGCGGGGUUAGGCAGGUGACUGACAGGCUCCGGGGGGCCGGCCCCAGCUGGGAGCCGCGAGCGAUCCAGGAGUAGCUGCGGCGGUGUCCGCCCCCUCCCUCCGCCCCUCCAGCCGGCUGGUCUCUGGCCGGCCACUGUCGCGGGCCCCCCUGGCCUGGCCACCUCCCUCUCCCCUGGCCCGCAAAGUUUGUGGCGAAGCCGGCGUCGGGCAGAGCGCGCCCCGAGGGAGAUCCAGGAGCUCCCGAUGUCGUGCUGCGGGAGCCGUUGACCCCGGGACGCCGCGGUUUGGGGCAGCAGCGUGGAGCAGCCGGCCGCCUGCCGUCUCCGGUGCAUGGGGACCGGUUGAGAAGCCAGCAUGGGCAACUGCGUGGGGAGACAGCGCCGGGAGAGGCCGGCUGCUCCGGGACACCCCCGCAAGCGAGCAGGAGGAGAUGGGUCAACUGCUGGAAGAUUCCCAGCUCCCCGUGGUGUUAGGAACCUGAACUUUCACUCUGCAGGACGGAAUGAGCCCUUGAAGAAGGAGCGGCUCAAGUGGAAGAGUGACUACCCCAUGACGGAUGGGCAGCUGCGGAGCAAGCGAGAUGAGUUCUGGGACACAGCUCCUGCCUUUGAGGGCCGAAAGGAGAUCUGGGAUGCCCUCAAGGCUGCCGCCUAUGCUGCUGAAGCUAAUGACCAUGAGCUGGCUCAGGCCAUCCUGGAUGGAGCCAGCAUCACUUUGCCUCAUGGAACCCUUUGUGAAUGCUAUGAUGAGCUGGGCAAUCGAUACCAACUGCCCAUCUAUUGCCUGUCACCGCCUGUGAACCUGCUGCUGGAGCACACGGAGGAGGAGAGCCUGGAGCCUCCUGAGCCUACCCCCAGUGUGCGCCGAGAAUUCCCGCUGAAAGUGCGCCUCUCCACAGGCAGGGACGUGAGGCUCAGCGCCAGCCUGCCCGACACAGUGGGGCAGCUCAAGAGGCAGCUGCACAGCCAGGAGGGCAUCGAGCCGUCCUGGCAGAGGUGGUUCUUCUCUGGGAAGCUGCUUACAGACCGCACACGGCUCCAGGAAACCAAGAUUCAAAAAGACUUUGUCAUCCAGGUCAUCAUCAACCAGCCCCCACUACCCCAGGACUGAUAGACAGCUGACUCCUGGGAAGAGAGGCCAUGGAGGUCCCCUGCAGGCUGUGGGGCCUAGGCCUGGUGCACAAGGCCCCCGGCCUGUGGCCGCCUCCCAGCGCUGUUGUCUUCUUCAGGGGCACCUCCUGCCACCCUGCUGUAUGGCUCUUAGUGAGCCAUGAAGGGACUUGCCUUCCAGGGUGCUGGAUCCACAGAGCUGCCUGCCACACACAGGCCUUGUCAACCUUGUCGGAGAAACGGCACCUGGCAUUCACCACCACGGGUUGGCGCCGUGGGGGCUGGCCUGCAAACCCUGGACCCCAGAUCUGUCAUCUGGUGCCACCACUGUGCUCACUCCAGUUUUCUGCUCAGGGUUGGAAGCAAUUGCUGUCUCCCCCCUUUGUCCCUCACCAUGACUCUGCCCUGGGCACAGUGCCAGUCCCCUGGAGGGGAGGGAAUCACCAGUGAGCCCCAGGGCUUGGAGAGCUUGAGGCGGGCCUCUCUGCCUCUCCCUGCACCCAGCACAAUCGGCAGAGAUGAGGCAGAGGGCCAGGUAGCCAGGCUUUAUGCAGUGGUCUGCACAGGGCCAUCCCCAACGGUAACCCAGGCAGGGUCGGCUCUGUAGCCUGGUCACGGCCCCAGCAGGGCCCUGUGUACAGACACAUCUGCAUUUUAUCAAUAAAGCCUUUUGCUCCUCCUCA